CAACAGCGAAGGUCAUCAUGGGACCAUUUCCUCACCCCUUUCAACCCCCGAUGAAGUUGAUGCAAUCAUUGUAAUUUGUACCGCCUAACCAACAAAUCGAACAUAGAAUUUCGAUUGAUACACUAAUGAGGCUAUAGCGACCCAACUAUCGAACAGCGCAUCUUCUUCCGCGCGCGAACCUGCUGUCACCUUCCUCCGCUCAGUGAAAUAACCGAGGCAAGAUGUCGUCUGUCGUAGAGAGCCUCAAGGCCUCCAUCGAGCGCAUCAUCCUGAACCCCGCGAACCACGACCUCCUCGCGAUCGUGAAAGGCGCCCGCAAUGGCGCCGUCUACGGAGCCAAAGUGCGCUUCCCGCACGCGCUCGUCAUGGUGUUUCUGUUCCGAUCCGGCACCCUCCGACAAAAGGUCAACCUCGUUUUCAAGGCGACGCGGACGCAUGCGCGGAACCUGGCUAAGUUUGCGACGAUCUACAAGCUCACGUGCUAUUUGCUUAAAAACUUUGGCGCGACGCCGGGGAAGGAGGGAAACUACGAUACUUUCAUUGCCGGCCUCAUUGGCGGCUACUUCGUCUUUGGAGGGCGGUCACCUCGCACAGGCAAGAUAUCUUCGGUCAACCAGCAGAUCGUCAUCUACGUUUUUGCCCGUGUGGUCCUAGCACUGGCCCGGUUGACUGUGAAGCCGGGUCACGGACUCCCCUUGGUAUCGCAGCAAGGUCCUUCGGCUAAGAUAAGCCACUAUGCCUGGCCCGUGUUUGCAGCCACCUCGUGGGCAAUGGUCAUGCACCUCUUCCGGUACCAUCCUGAGGAUCUGCAGCCGAGCUUGAGGAGCAGCAUGAAUUAUAUCUACAGAGAAUCGAACGAUUGGGAUGGCCUGAGGAAUUUCGCUUGGCACAAUAAAUAGGGUGGGCAUUGGUUUUAGGAAUGCGAGGAUCUACUGUCAUAAUGUAGGCGUUUAGAGGGAUUCGGUGGGUUUACUUGCCAGUGUAUACUGUGUAGUCAGAUUUCAAAUAUGAUUGGUACUUAUGAAUAACAGACAAGAUAAAAUAGAACUUGAUUUUGCAUU
Messenger RNA from Pseudomassariella vexata, 1061 nucleotides. Its product is annotated as peroxisomal membrane protein 4. NCBI's taxonomy places the organism in Eukaryota, Fungi, Ascomycota, Sordariomycetes, Amphisphaeriales, Pseudomassariaceae. Bases 222 to 899 code for a protein of 225 amino acids. Gene Ontology annotation, cellular component: peroxisomal membrane. The transcript is spliced from 3 exons. The record is from RefSeq and is a predicted model, not a curated record.